CAAAUUAUUAAUCAUGCUACUCUUCGAAAACGAAAAAGCAGUAAGAAUAAAGUACCUUAUCAAUGUGAAUUACAUCUUACUUUUGAAUACAAGAAGAAACAUGAAAAAAAAGCAAUAGAAACCAUUGAAGAGCACGAG
Acaulospora morrowiae is the source of this 138-nucleotide messenger RNA. NCBI's taxonomy places the organism in Eukaryota, Fungi, Glomeromycota, Glomeromycetes, Diversisporales, Acaulosporaceae. The record is from the annotation of a GenBank genome assembly.